Molecule: messenger RNA, 2679 nt
Organism: Phyllostomus hastatus (greater spear-nosed bat)
Lineage: Eukaryota; Metazoa; Chordata; Mammalia; Chiroptera; Phyllostomidae
Gene: PLPPR2
Product: phospholipid phosphatase related 2
Exons: 10
Coding region: 371-1729 (452 amino acids)
Biological process (GO): phospholipid dephosphorylation; signal transduction; phospholipid metabolic process
Molecular function (GO): phosphatidate phosphatase activity
Source: RefSeq, a predicted model, not a curated record
CCAAAGGCCCCGCCCCUCGUUCCUCCACGGAGUCUGCGCAGCGAGGAGUAGGAUCAGACCGAGUGCAUCUUCAUUUGUAUCUCUGCCUGCCUGCUGGGCUAGCCGUCGUCCGUCUGUCCGUUGGGCCGUGCUGGUGACGUCUAGGCGGAACCCGAGCUCAGGCAGCAGCACCCUUGACCCGAGCAAGCCUUGUGGAUGGAGCACUGGACCCAGAGUGCCUGCCCUCACCUGCCUGCGCCUCAGUUUCCACAUCUGUGCAAUGGGGGUGACCGUCACUACCCUGCUGGCUUCCAGGAGCGGCUCUGAGUCCAUGGGCGUGGUGGCUACCUGUGGGAAGCCAUAGCGCUCUUUCACAGGCUGGGCCUUCACCAUGGCGGGAGGGAGACCUCAGCUGAAGAGGAGUUUCUCCAUCAUUCCCUGCUUUGUCUUCGUAGAGUCGGUGCUGCUGGGUGUGGUGGUCCUGCUCGCUUACCGCCUGGAGUUCACAGACACCUUUCCUGUGCACACCCAGGGCUUCUUCUGCUAUGACAGUACUUACGCCAAGCCCUAUCCGGGGCCUGAGGCUGCCAGCCGAGCACCUCCUGCACUUAUCUAUGCUCUGGUCACCGCUGGGCCCACCCUCACGAUCUUGCUGGGGGAGCUGGCACGUGCCUUUUUCCCCGCACCACCCUCAGCCAUCCCCAUCAUUGGGGAGAGCACCAUUGUGUCUGGGGCCUGCUGCCGCUUCAGCCCCCCGCUGAGAAGGCUGGUCCGCUUCCUGGGGGUCUACUCUUUCGGCCUCUUCACCACGACCAUCUUCGCCAACGCGGGGCAGGUGGUGACUGGCAACCCCACACCACACUUCCUGUCCGUGUGCCGCCCCAAUUACACAGCUCUGGGCUGCCUGCCGCCCUCACCGGACCGGCCAGGGCCUGACCGCUUUGUGACCGACCAGGGUGCCUGUGCUGGCAGCCCCAGCCUGGUGGCCGCUGCGCGCCGCGCCUUCCCCUGCAAGGACGCUGCCCUUUGCGCCUACGCGGUUACCUACACAGCGAUGUAUGUGACACUGGUGUUCCAGGUGAAGGGCUCCCGUCUUGUCAAACCCUCGCUCUGCCUGGCUUUACUGUGCCCCGCCUUCCUGGUGGGUGUGGUCCGCGUGGCGGAGUACCGCAACCACUGGUCGGACGUGCUGGCCGGCUUCCUGACUGGGGCGGCCAUUGCCACCUUUCUGGUCACCUGCGUAGUGCACAACUUCCAGAGCCGGCCACCCUCCAGCCGAAGGCUCUCCCCCUGGGAGGGCCUGAGCCAAGCCCCUACUGUGGACAGCCCCCUCGAAAAGUUAAGUGUAGCCCAGGAACCCGAGGCCUGCAGGCCGCAUUCGACACCGGCACGGCUCACCCCAUCCAAGCCGCAGAACUGCGCCCGCCGUGGCCACCUGAUCCCAAGCUGCGUGUCCUCCAGGGCUCCAGCCAUGUGUUCAUCACCCCGUGUGCCCCGCCCUCGGUUGAGAUCUGAGCCAACGCCCCUGCCACUGCCCCUACCCCUGCCAGCACCACCCACCAGCCAGGGCCCCUCACCCUCCUCUCCUGGGCCUGGGGGGCCAGGUGGGGGUGGUGGACGUGGCAGGAAACUGCUGCUGCCCACACCCCUGCUACGGGACCUGUAUACCCUUAGUGGACUCUAUCCCUCCCCCUUCCACCGGGACAACUUCAGUCCUUACCUGUUUGCUAGCCGUGACCACCUGCUGUGAAGCCCACCCAUCCACCCAGAAUCUUCCCAGUUCUCAUUUAUCCCCUGCCACACGUGUGUGUGCGUGCACCAUGUGAGUGCCAAAGCCCCCGUCUCCAAACCAGCCAGGCCCAGAUAUCAGAGAAUGGCUGGAAGGACAUUUGGGGGACUCCCUGCCUCUCUUGCCUUCUGGGACAUCCAAGUGGGCAUAAGUGGGAGGUGGGCCCUUGCCACCUAUAAUUGCUCUUUUAAGGGCCAAAUCCUGACCCCAUUGGCCAUUGCCCAGCCAAUGGGAGCCUCCAGUUCUUUGAAUUCUAACCAACAGGAGUUUACUCCAGCCAAUAGGAGCCUCCUCCUCACUUCUUAGUAUCCUCAGGCAAGAGGGCAACUCCAGCCAGUGUUCAGCAAAUGAACAACCAAUAGGAGUCCUUGGUUUUCAGAAUUUCUAGGGUGGGUGGGUAUGAUUCCAGCCAAUGGGGGACCGCCCAUGUCUAAGUAUGUGCAAAGUUGAGGAGGGAGUUGGGGUCAUUCUUUGUAACCAGGUACUCUCUCCUCAGGAUCAGAAUUUAGCCAGAGGGUGGGGGGCAGACUCCCCCAUGGCAGGAUCCUUGGGGCACCCCUUCCCCUCUCAGUCCCUCCACCAUGUGCACCCUGUCACCCAGUCCCUCUUAACUCCCUACUGAUGCAGGGCGUGUCCAGUUCAGAGGUUUUGUUCAGGGUGCUGUCUCCCUUUGCCUGUGCCCAGGUUACCCCAAACCCUUCUGCUACUUAUUAGGGCUGUGGCAAAGGACUUUUUUUUUCUCAGAACCCACCCCUGUUCUUCACACUGCCCCCAUGCCUCAGCCUCAUGUAAAUGUGCCAUCUUGGGGUCAUGGGUGGAGCAGAGAGGGCUUUCCCAUCCCCGAGGGCAGCCAAAGGCAGUGGGCAGAGGAGACACCAACUCCCUUUCCUGCCCCUCCUCGUCACCUUUAA